CUCUGAUUCUCUUUCCGCUCCCUCUCCUGCCUGCAAUGAGGCUGUCUCAACUUUCAACGCCCUCCCACGCAAGACCCAACUUCCUUAAGAAUGAAUCAGUGCAGAAGGUGAUUACUUCAGUGUCAUUCCUCCAAACAAUUUGUUCAAGACAACACUAGAGCACUGAGACAAGUGGCGACUCGCACACUCUGGAAGAGUCGACGCGACAAGGCUGUCCGGAUACCCGAUCAUAGGUCACCUAGCUUACUCGUUUACGAGGAAGAAGGAUGACUCUGGACAGCGGGCGGAAGGAGCUGCUGUGGAAAACGCUGAUGGAGCUGGGGGAAGACGACUUCAAGGCCUUCAAAUUCUUCACGGACCUGCCUCAAAGGGUACUUGACACCCCCAGCCCGGUGGACGUUGCUUACGAGAUGGUGAAGAAGCACGGCGAGAAUGCUUUGGAGGAGACCAUCAAGAUUCUAAAGAGGAUCGGUAACAAUAACUUGGCUGAGAUGUUGCGUUGCAACGUGCUUGAAAUAAGAGGCACCGUCUUCUCAGUCCACGAUGACAAUGAUCAACUUGCCAGAUUGAAGGCAGACCUGCAAAGCAACCUGCAUAGUUUAUACAGCAUUGUUCCCGAGGGCAACACCGAGCGAUGGAAGCAGCAGCCUCUGGUGGAUGUCUACACGGAGCUGGAUGUCAGCUACGGGGCCAACGUCAGUCCCGACGAACGGCACGAGGUCCUUCAGAUGGAGACUCGUGCCGCGGCGGCCAGGGAGUCUAUCUUGCCUUGUGACAUCUUCAAAAGCCCUGACGGGAAGCCGCGACCGAUACGCACGCUGCUCACAGUCGGCUUCGCGGGAAUCGGAAAAACCUUCCUGGUUCAAAAUUUUGUGUGCGACUGGGCCAGCGGGAAUACAAACCAGGACGUACACUUCAUAUUUCCCUUCACCUUCCGCGAGUUGAACACGGACAAAGGGAAAAGUUUUACGCUGGCCAAGCUCAUCCGACGCUACGUUUGCGAGAGUAGGCACAUGAGCGAGGAGACGUUGAACAAUAUAUUUGCCGAACUGCAGACGUCCGGGAAGCGGGACUACGAAAGCAGCAGGAUCAAGGUCUUGUUUGUCUUGGACGGAUUGGACGAGUGCAACUUCAAAAUGGACUUGAAGAAUGAAAUGAAAGUAGACAUGGACGUGACAGAGGCCUACCCUCUGGAGGUGCUCCUGGCGCACCUUAUCAAGAGGAACCUGCUUUCCUGCGCCAGGAUUUGGAUCACCACGCGGCCCGCGACGGCCCACGAGAUCCCCUCCGACUUCAUCGACAGCAGAACAGAGGUGAGAGGAUUCAGUGAUUCCCAGAGGCUGGAGUACUUCAUGAACAGGUUCCCAAAUGAAGAUCGCAUCAUCGAGUACAUCCAAAAGUCUCGCACCAUCUUCAUCAUGUGCCACCUGCCCAUCUUUUGCUGGAUCACCUCUACAAUUCUACAGGAUCAUUUGGACAAAGGGAAGGUGGGAGAACUUCCCACAACGCUGACCGAAUUGUACUCAGAGCAUGCCUUUCGCCACCUUGACACGAGCAAGGAGAGACAGACGACGGAGUAUGCCUGUGACGUGAAAGCGCUAGCAAAGCUGGCCUUUCACAACACCAUGAGUAAACGUCAAAUCUUCUAUGAGAAGGAUCUGGCGGACUGCGGCUUUGAUUACGAACAAGCCGCAAAACACUGCGGAAUAUUCACCGAGGUGUUCAGGGAGGUCCGUCCGCUCAGAAGAAACUUACAAGGCAAGAUGUUUCAGUUCAUCCAUCUGACCAUCCAGGAGUAUAUGGCCGCAUUCUACGUGAUGAUGAGCCUCUUCCACGACAACAAGAACGUACUGACUGAUUCAGAGCUGGAACCGGCAGGUGUUUUCCAAGAAGAAGAAAAAUCAGAAGAAUUAGAAGAAAUAGAAUCAGAAGACGAAGAAACAGAAUUAGCAGAAGAAGAAAAAGAAGAUGAAGGUUCUUGGAAAAUCACUGAGGUCCUAAGGUCAGCUCUCCAGAAAGCCUCGGAGAGUGAAGGAAACCUGGACUUGUUCCUUCGCUUCCUCGUUGGUCUUUCCUUGCCGUGCAACCAGGAAGUAGUGGGUGAACUGCUGAAGGCCCCUCAGUACUGCAGGCAAAGCAAGUCAAAAACAGUCAAGUUGAUCAAGGAAAGGAUCAAACGGAACACUCCAGAGAACAACAUCAACUUGUUCUACUGCUUAAACGAGCUGAAGGACGACUCCUUGCUGAAGCAGAUCCAGAAAGAAAUAGUCUUAAGUUUCCACUGGGAAGACAUGCCAGAUUAUAUGUGGUCUGCCCUGGCCUUCUUACUUACCAACGACGAAACCUUGAAGUCCAUUUACCUGUCGGAAUACGCCCAAUCACCUUUGGUGCUCGAGAAACUGUUGGUGGUUGUCAAGGCUUCUCAAAAAUUAGAGCUAGUCGAAUGUUACCUGGACAAACGCAGCUGUCACCUGCUGGCUUCCGUCCUCAGCUCUCCCUCCAACCUGAGGCAUCUGGACCUGAGUCUGAACGAUCUGUCGGACGAGGGGGUCGAGAUCCUCUCGAAAGGAUUGACCAGUCCUCACUGCAUCUUACAAUUCCUGGGGCUACAAUGCUGCGGAAUGACGAAGCAAGGAUGCAUUUUGUUGGCGGAGUCUCUCAAGUUAAACCCCUCUCAUCUUCAAGAGCUGCACCUGAACUUCAACAAUCUGUCGGACGAGGGGGUCAAGAUCCUCUCGAAAGGACUGGCCAGUCCAUACUGCGUCUUACAAGUCCUCAAGCUGUCAGAGUGUGGGAUCACGGGGCGAGGAUGUGUGUCGUUGGCCGAGCCUCUCAUGUUAAACCCUUCCUAUCUUCAACAGCUUUAUUUGAACUUCAACAAUCUGACAGACGAGGGUGUUGAGGCCCUCUCGAAAGGACUGGCAAGUCCACACUGCACCUUACAAGUCCUCGAGCUGUCAGAGUGCGGGAUCACGAAGCAAGGAUGUGUUUCAUUGGGGGAGGCUCUCAAGUUAAACCCCUCCCAUCUUCAAGAGCUGGACCUGUGCUGGAACGAUCUGUCGGACGAGGGGGUCGAGAUCAUCUCGGAAGGACUGGCCAGUCCACACUGCAGCUUAAAAGUCCUCCAACUUUCAUGGUGCAAUAUCACGGAUAAAGGGUGCGUUUCAUUGGCUAAGGCGCUCAAGUUACACUCCUCUCAUCUUCAAGAGCUGUACCUUUGGGGCAAUCAAAUAGGAGAAGAAGGAAAGAGGGUCUUAUUGGACGUCCAAGAGGAUCCCAGCUAUCAGCUAAAGACUGUGUGCUUCACCGGGUGAAACGAAGAACAACGUUCGGUCCUUGGUGUCAAGAAGGGCGAGUCAUUCCAAGUUUUCAUUUUUAGAAGACGUUGAGCCCAAUUGGUCUCCUUCGGAUUUAGUUCGGUGCUACGUACUGUCCGACGAUCUCAAGAGCAUCGGGUGUCGGCUCAACAUGCACAAGCAGCUUCGCUCACUGAAUUUGAGGCGGUCCGCCCGUCGGCUUUGGGAUGUUUGCAGCGACGCCGCUACUGGCAGGUGGAGUUCAAGGGGGAAGGUCUACGACGCUGCCACCAAACUAUUGGCAGUUAUUUUCUGACAUGAAUUGAAAUGUGUUUGUCACGAGUAGACGUCCAGUCCAUUUGGACUGGGAGGGGCUGACCAAAAGGAUUGGACUUGGCACCGUGAACAGCAAACAAUGAGUUCAGUAAAUACUAGAAGCGUGCGAAAUUUCCGAUUCUUUGAUUAUUCGCGAUUCGGCCGUAGAAGAUUUGAGAUAGAUUCACAUACAUCCAUUUUUCGAUUACUGAAAUAUGUCAAGGAAAGCGGAACUAAAACACAGUCAGCACGGUGUCAAAUUCAAAAAUAGAUCCUUAGGUUGACAUUGUAAAAUUACCCAAAAAUAAGGAGAGAAGACACUCAGUUUUCUUGGCCAAGGAGGUCAAACAUGUGACUCAUGAGCCACCAAGAUUGAUCUAAAGGACAAAAAACCUCCUUGGUAUUUUAUUUAGGGGUUUUCCCUGAACAAGAUGGGUGUCGCCCUGAGGGAGGGGAAAGCAGGCUGGCGACACCCAUGUGGUUUUUUAUUGGCUAUGUGUGUGCAUGUAGGUGGAAUUAAGUGAUACACGUGUGUGGAGCAAGAGCUUAUGUAAACAAUCAAAACAAUCAUAUAAACAGUCAAAAUAAUAUAUAAACAGUCAAAAUAAUGCAGACACUUUUAGUUAUGCAACGUUAAACAAUCAGCAGAAUAGUCCAAACACUUCCAGUUAUGCACCGCUGUGGCCCUGGAAGAUGUCCUCGGAUGGAAAAUCGUCCUCGAAGGGCUAGGCGAAAGUCCAAACCCCAGGUGCUGAGGAUGCCUGGAAGGUCCAGUUACGCAACGACGCGGCCAUGAAGCCACCCCGACCCUCUUCUGCACUUUGUAACACUUAAACAUUAUACUACAAUCUGGUAUAGCAAGCAAUAAUCAUUUACUGGUUAUAUACAUAAGAAAAAUAUGGCAAUAUGUAUUAUUUAUGGUAUAUAUGAGCAUAAGCAAAUAUUCAAUCAACCAAUCAAGCAAACAUUUAAUAAAUCAAACCCCGAUAAUUAUCUCAACACACGGUCUUCAGGACGCAAUGAGGAACGGACCGAGAGUAAAUGUCACAGGGUAGAAGUGUUGUUAUAUUAUUUUGAUUGUUUUGGGGUUUUUUGUGAGGUUUUGCUUUUUGUAUUUACUGCUUGUAGUGUUUAGUUGAACCUCCAGCCUAAAUGACCCCAAUUAGAACACCUGUAGCACUGUGGCCAUUCUCAAUAGACUGAGGACUAAGCCAAUUGGAGGCCGACAGGGGCGGGACAAGUUUGGCCUAUCAUCCACACGCACACCUAAACCGGAGUUCGCAAGAACGAUGCGGAAAGUGAGUAAGUGCGAAUUCUGCGUUUGUGGCGCCAUCAUGUGGACACUGAUAACCGAAGAUUUAACCGUGGAAAUGUCACUGGCUGCGACAAACUUUGUCCCCACGUCACACGAGACCAACGUUUACAUCUGGAGUCAACAUGGAUAUUGUCGCUGUUUUUAGAUCUAAUUAUUAGACAGGUAGUGUUGGCAACCAUUUAUUUACAAACUCUUGAAUUGCUCCAUAUUGAGGAACACAAGCGGAGGACGGGAUUACUGACAAUUAUUUGUCGGCGUAUGAGACUGACGCCAUGUUUUCCAAUUUGAAGAAGUGACGUCGCGAGAAGGGAAGCUUACUCUGAUUGAAUGGGAUCUGGGGAUCUGCUGCCACCUUGAGGCCUGGCAUUGUUAUGAAUGUACUUAAAACGAAUAAAUGCGGUUGGCUGUCGAUGCUGUUUUUUUUUCUACAAACGUGCAGUUGUGGACGUAAUUUUUUUUUUUCUGGCGUAUUACAGCAGAAAUCCU
This is a messenger RNA of Corythoichthys intestinalis (scribbled pipefish), 5412 nucleotides long. Its product is annotated as NACHT, LRR and PYD domains-containing protein 12-like. Gene Ontology annotation, biological process: intracellular signal transduction. Gene Ontology annotation, molecular function: protein binding. The transcript has 9 exons. The record is from RefSeq and is a predicted model, not a curated record. Bases 267 to 3314 code for a protein of 1015 amino acids. Lineage: Eukaryota; Metazoa; Chordata; Actinopteri; Syngnathiformes; Syngnathidae.